Anopheles bellator is the source of this 1650-nucleotide messenger RNA. RefSeq names its product endochitinase-like. The record is from RefSeq and is a predicted model, not a curated record. Lineage: Eukaryota; Metazoa; Arthropoda; Insecta; Diptera; Culicidae. The coding region runs from base 30 to 1235 and encodes 401 amino acids. Gene Ontology annotation, cellular component: extracellular region. Gene Ontology annotation, molecular function: chitin binding; chitinase activity. The transcript is spliced from 2 exons. Gene Ontology annotation, biological process: carbohydrate metabolic process; chitin catabolic process.
ACUGAGCCCCCGUAGAAAAACCUGUUUCAAUGGAUCUCCACCGCAAACAGCGAAGAACCAUUCGAUCGGAAUGUUUGCUGACGUUGCUCCUACUCUGUUGGUUCCUGCCCGAAAAAGCCGUCUCUGCAAGAAGACACCUUGUAUGCAUGUACCGCAGCUACACCGCUACCCCCAGCAAAGCGUACCAAAUCGAAGACAUCCCGAUGGACCUCUGCACGCACAUCCUCUACUACGGGAGCAAAAUCGAUCCGACAGACAACGAGCUGGAACCGUGGGAUGGACGGCACGAUAUACUGGAGAGGGGAUAUCAAAAGUUUGCCGAUAUUAAGAACCGUCAGCCCGAUGUGAAGCUUUUAAUGAGCGUUCUUUGUACAAUUCCUUCCUGUGGAAGGGUCGCUGCGUCAAGCGACACGCGGAAAGCAUUAAUCGAAAGUGCCAUCCGCUUGCUGAGGCGAUACAAUCUCGAUGGACUAUCGUACGAAUGGCGCUACCCACCGCAAGAGGCAAAACAGGACUACGCUACGUUGAUUGAAGAGACGAAGCAAGCCUUCAAGAAUGCCGGACACGACACGUGGACCGUUUCAGUUGAUGUUCCCGGACGAGAGGAUUCCAUUGCUAAAGCGUUCGACCAACAGCGCAUCUGCUGUGCCGCUGAUUUCGUUAUCCUCUGGGUAGAUCGCCGUUUUUCGAGCCGUAAAAACACGGACAUCCCAAGUCCGCUGUACCGGCGACGCUUCGAAACAGGAGUUCUUCAGCGCUACAACAUCAUGGACGGGACCCAGCACUGGAUCAACAGCGGGUGUCCGAGGGAUAAAAUACUGCUUAAAGUGGCUGCGAGUGGUAUGAAGUUCGCAUUGGACGACGCAAGCGAUCACAGUGUCAAUGCCACGCGCGAUCUUGGACAGUUUCCGGAGCACAUCGAGUACAACCAAAUCUGCUCCCGGCUACGGGACGCGGGCUGGACGGUGGAUUGGGACGAGCGAAGCAAGGCACCGUUUGCGUAUCGCGGCAAAGAGUGCAUCGGCUACGAGAAUGAAGUUUCUCUCGAGGAUAAGGCAUACUUCGUGGACGGCGAGGGUUUGGGAGGGCUGGUGGUCGAAUCGAUAGAUCAAGAUGAUUACAAGGGGGUCUGCGGAAAGAAGUACCCUUUGCUGACGGCUCUUUGGAAGGCUUACAGACCGACCUGGUCGACCGACGACGAUCCAUUUGACUUUGCCAUCCACCGUUCCACUUAGCGCCCGAGUUAAAUGAAGAGCUCCGUUUCGUUACGAAAGUGUACGUUAAUUAAGACCCUUAUGUUAAGAGAUUUCAGAGUUCGUGCGUUGGUUGGCCAACGCUUUUACGGGCAGAAAACAACAGAGUAGGAUCAACGCCAGCAAACAUUCCGCUCGAAUUGUUCUUCGCUGUCUGCGAUGGAGAUCCAUUGACACAGGUUUUUCUACGGGGGCUCAGUUCGCGGACUCGAUAGUCAAAGGGUUCAAAUAUAACCGGUUUCCUUUGUGUGUGGCGACGGUACGUCUGAUCACUGAGAAGCACAAAUUCAUUCUAAUCGCAACUUAUGGUACGGCAUCUCACAGGCACCGAUUCGAAUGGGUUAUGUGCCUCAUAAAUUGGUCAAAUCGAGCACCUCGAGGUUCCGAGUUGAUUGAG